AUGAAUACUGCAGAACUUUAUGAAAAAGCCGAGCAAGCUGUGAGAGAAGGCAAGAUAACAAUAACCCCCAAAUCGCAAGAGCAGAAAUUAUUUGACUGGUUUGCGAAUAAGGAUCCAUGGUGUCUCAGUAGGCAGCUAGUAUGGGGACAUAGGAUUCCUGCAUAUAAAGCGAAUGACUCCCCAUGGUUCAUUGCGAACUCAUUGCUGGAUGCUUUGAAACAUUUUGGUGAAGAUGUGCAAAUUGAACAGGAUCAUGAUGUGUUGGAUACGUGGUUUAGUUCAUCCUUGAUUCCCUUAGUGAAUGCCGGAUGGCCUGGACCCGAGUUCAAUCCAUCAGCGCCUCUUCUUGAUGUAAUGGAGACUGGUUGGGAUAUUCUCGGAUUUUGGGUUGCUAGGAUGAUAAUAAUGUCAAUGAGGCUAUCCGGCGGGCAAGUGCCAUUCCCUCACGUUCUGCUACAUGGGCUGAUUCGCGAUUCUUCCGGAAGAAAAAUGAGUAAAUCACUGGGUAAUGCCAUUGAUCCCCUCGACAUAAUUGAAGGAAUAUCUAAGGAGAAAAUGUUGGAUAGGAUAAAAAAUAGUGCACUCUCUCUGGAGGAGAUUGCCGCGGCGACAUCUGCAAUCUCAUCUCAUUAUCCUGAAGGUAUUCCUCGCUCUGGUACGGAUGCUCUUCGUUUUGCUUUGUUGAGGCAUGAUUUGCUUGCGUCAGAUAUUCCGCUCAGCAUUGCUGAUUUUUCUGCUGAGGGUCAAUAUAUGUAUAUGAAGGGUCUUCGAUUUUGCAACAAGCUUUGGAAUAUGGUAGCUUAUAUGGAGAAGGUUGCUAGCAACUCCCCUACACUAAAAGAUGUAGACUCUGAGAAUCCGGCGGAUGAGUGGAUCAUCUCGAAAUUGGCCGGAACGCUGAAGCAAGUAGAUGGUCACAUGUCAGACUGUGCUCCUCAUUUAGCAUUUGCCGCACUUCACAACUUCAUUCUUAGUUUUUUAUGUGACGUGUACUUGGAAACCACAAAACGUGCGCUUUGGAAUGGUGAUUUGCGUAGAAUUUCUGAAAUUCGUACUACUUUAAAUCGUGUUAUCCAGCCAACCCUUGUACAGCUCUCCGUUUUUAUGCCGUUUGUGGCACAACAUCUGUAUGAAAAAGCUUUCAGUAGAGAGCCGGGUUCAAUUUAUUUCGAUUUUGUCAAGGUUCGCUUUUUAACCACACCAUCAUUUUUCCAAAUUUAUCGAAAUGAGGAGCUCGAAUCUGAUAUGGAUAUAUUGUUGCGGCUUGUUAAAGUGGUGCGAUCACUGAGGAAUCAGCUUCAAUUACCUUCGUCGAUGAUUUUUCAAGGUGUCUUGCAAUCCGAUGAUGUUUCCAGCAACUUCUUAAACGUUUUGCCAAUUCUCACUGACCUCGCCAAUCUUGAAAUUUUGGACUUAAAGCCGCUCGAUCAUGCUGCUCCGCUUGGGUUCAUGGCUUGUCCGGACUCUCAUCGAUUGGAAUUCACUAAUCGCUUAGAAAGGCUACUGAAGAAAUCUGAAGAGCGCAGUGAGCAGUUUCUUGGCAAAGCAGAGAAGUAUGAAGCAAUCGUUGUCAAGGAAAGGAAUGAAGGAAAGGUGAAGCCUCAUGUCAUCGAGAAGAACGAAAGGAAGGCACGUCAAGCACGUUAUGUUGCUACAAGCGCAGAAGAAGAAGCCAAACGACUUCGAAAACUUCUCGAAGAAAUGCAGUCAGGAUAG
Strongylus vulgaris is the source of this 1716-nucleotide messenger RNA. NCBI's taxonomy places the organism in Eukaryota, Metazoa, Nematoda, Chromadorea, Rhabditida, Strongylidae. The record is from the annotation of a GenBank genome assembly.